CUUCAAUUCAAAACACCUUAUAGAAGCCUCUAGACUCCCCCCAAUUCCUCCCUUAAAUCCCCAUCUUCCCCACAAAAUUUUCUCACCAUAGUUCCUCUCCAAAUCACAAACCCUAAUCUACAAUUCUCUCUCAAUCACAAAUCCUAAUUUUUUUUUUUUUAAUGGGUACUUUAGUGGGACAUGUUGCACCGGGAUUUGCCUUCUUGGCACUUGGGUUGUGGCAUCUUCUGAACCACAUCAAGCUCUAUUCUCUCCACCCAAAUUCGUAUACUUCAACUCCAUGGUUUCCCUCUUCAAAAAUAAAAUACAUAGAGCUCUACUUAAUCAUGCUUGGAAGCUCCAUUUCCGUGGCCAUGGAGCUCUUCAUUGGCCCUGAAAAACACCAGCCUUUCGACGCCGAUGGAACCAUUCCUUCCAACCAUCUCCACAACUUCGAACACGCGACAAUCUCCCUUACUUUCUUCACCUAUGCAGCUUUCGCGAUUCUCCUCGAUCGAAUUCACUGCAAAAGAAAUACCCGAGAUGCAUUAACGCAACUCCUCGGCGCCGUAGCCUUUUCCCAGCAGCUUCUCCUGUUUCAUCUUCAUUCGGCUGACCACAUGGGAGUCGAGGGACAGUACCAUUUGCUUCUGCAAAUCGUCAUUCUCGUUUCUUUAGCCACAACCCUAAUCGGAAUCGCACUCCCGGGGAGUUUCUUGACCAGUUUUGUUAGGUCAGCUAGUAUUCUUUUCCAGGGAGUGUGGCUUAUUUUGAUGGGGUACAUGCUGUGGACUCCUGAAUUUAUCCCAAAAGGGUGUUUCAUUAAUGUUGAGGAAGGUCACGAAGUGGUGAGAUGCCAUGGAGAGGAGGCUUUACAUAGAGCUAAAUCACUUGUGAACAUUGAAUUCAGCUGGUUUUUAGUGGGAAUUACCAUAUUUUCAGUGGGUUUAUAUGUGAUUUUGGGUAAAAUUAUUGGAGAAAAGAUUGAGUAUGCAACACUGAGUAGAGAAGAUGAGUAUACUUCUGAUGAUGUUGAGUCACAAGAGGACACAAAAGAUGGUGCCACAAAGAGUAAUUUUAUUGGUAUGGGGAAAGGAGGAUUUAUUGCAUCAAUUGACAUUGAAAGAUAGAGAGGGUGAUCAUUAUUCAAGAUGAUGAAGUAGAUUUGUUGAUUAUGUGCACAAAUUUGAUUUAAUUAAGGAGGGUUGGUGAAAUCCCAUAUGCCAUUUUAGUUAUCUUUUUUAGUCCACGUUGAUGGAAAAGGUGUUGGCUUAAAGAUAUUGAAGCAAUUGAUGAUGGCUUGUGGAAAACAUUAAUUAAAAGUGGUAUGCUUUCUAGAUGGGACUUAUUAAUUGGUGUGGAAUUGUUUGGUGCAUUGUAUUGAUGGAUUUUAGGUUAUUUCGUGGCUGUUUGUAUAGAAAAAAAAUUGAAGUUAGUAAAAGCAACAAGCUAGCUAGCUAUUUUUAUAAUUAA
Molecule: messenger RNA, 1452 nt
Organism: Pistacia vera
Lineage: Eukaryota; Viridiplantae; Streptophyta; Magnoliopsida; Sapindales; Anacardiaceae
Product: transmembrane protein 45B-like
Exons: 1
Coding region: 162-1109 (315 amino acids)
Source: RefSeq, a predicted model, not a curated record